AUGAGUUCCGAUUCGGUUUCUUAUCUUGAUCAUGGUGGCCAACUCCGCUUACAAGCAUUAAAUGAUGAUGUUAUUGAAUCAGAACUAAACAAAAUGUUACCUGCUGUUUCAAAUAAUGCUCUCGAUUAUCAUUUAACUCAUGAUGAUGCUCAUUGGCCAAAAAUUAUUGGAAAUAAAGAUUUUUCUUUUCCUUUAACUCCAGCUAUUCCACCGCAAUUAUGUUUAUUAAUUAAAAACGUUGAUUUACGUAUUGAUUUUGAUGACAUAUCACCCCAGAGUGGUUUCGAAGAAAAUAUUUACGGUGAAAAAAAAUUGCAUAUUCGUCACGAGGGAUCAUUCGGCAGACUUGAUACACUUAGAGCGGAGCUUUUUGAUGAAAUCGAACCCGGAGUAGAUAUAUAA
Rotaria socialis is the source of this 402-nucleotide messenger RNA. The record is from the annotation of a GenBank genome assembly. Lineage: Eukaryota; Metazoa; Rotifera; Eurotatoria; Philodinida; Philodinidae.